Molecule: messenger RNA, 1923 nt
Organism: Fraxinus pennsylvanica
Lineage: Eukaryota; Viridiplantae; Streptophyta; Magnoliopsida; Lamiales; Oleaceae
Source: the annotation of a GenBank genome assembly
AUGGCAGAUGGCGUAGCCUGUUGCGUUGUUGAGAAGUUUGCAGAUUACACAGUCGAUCCAGUUUUGCGCCAAAUCAAGUACUUGUUCAACUACGACAGUAACAUUCAGAAUUUGCGGAAUAAAGUUCAAGAACUUAAAAAUAAGAGCAAUGACGUGAGACGACUGGUUGAUGCUGUCGAAAGAAAUACUGAAAUCACCAGGGAAGUAGUUUCGGCAUGGUUGGCAAAGGUCGAUGACUUAAAGGAAAGAGCCGAUAGAGUUUUGAACGGAGUAGCAGGUUCUGAAAUGGGGUGUGUAUUCAAUAGAUGUCCAAAUUUGAAGUCUCGUUACUUAUUAAGCAGGAGAGCCACAAAAUUGACUAUUGAGGCUGAUAAUCUCAAAGUGGAAGGCACAUUUGAGAGGGUGGGCGAUCCUCGAUCGCUGGAGCAAGUGUUCAACCUAACUUCCCAUAAGGUUUUCGAAACAAGGUUAUCAACUAAGAAGAAAAUCAAGGAAGCUCUAAAGGACAAAGAUAUCAGCAUAAUUGGGAUCUGUGGCAUGCCUGGAGUUGGCAAGACAACAAUGGCAAAGGAAAUAGUCAAUGAAGUCAAAGAUGAGAAAUUAUUUGAGGAGGUUGCAUUUGCAGUUGUAUCUAACGAUCCAGACAUAAACAAAAUUCAGGACCAACUUGCCGAAAUGCUUGGUCUAGAAAUUAAAGAAAACACAAAUGUAAUGAGAGCCGGACGACUUCGUCAAAGACUUGAAGUCAAAGAUGGUAAAAGCAUUCUUGUAGUAUUAGACGAUGUGUGGAAAGAUAUUGAUUUGGGAACUAUAGGAAUUCCAUCUCCACAUGAUCGCAAAGGGUUGAAAAUUAUGUUUACAACACGAAUUGAAGAAAUGUGUAGUGAAAUGGAAGCCCAAAGGUUCGAAAUCAAAGUUUUGGAUGAAGAGGAAGGAUGGCAACUUUUCAAGGAUACGGCAGGGAUUUCUGAAUAUGAAACUGAUGUCGACCUCGUAAGAAUAGCCAGAGAAGUUGCAGAUGAAUGUGGAUGUCUACCUCUUGCGCUAGAGAAACUGGAAGAGCUGUGCUUGGGAGGUAGCAUUCCAGAAGAAGGUGAAGACCAAAGGUGCAUAAUUGAAGAGUUAAGUUCAUUGACUUCUCUUCAUACUUUCCAAAUUUCCACACCUGAUCCGAUUCUGAUGCAAAUAUUAAAAGCACGGUGCCUCGAGAAUCUGGAUAAAUUUGAAAUCCGUGGAACCGCACCACCACCACCCACAAGUACCAACAAUCAAUAUUUCACAAGGAGCUUGAGUCUCGAAGACGGUAUUGAGGCAAGUAUGCUUUUGCUACCCGUAUUUAACUCGUUGAUGAAGAGGACUUGCCAUCUUCAUAUUAAAGGAGCCAAGGUACUGAAAAAUGUUGUGAGUGAGUUAGAUGGGGAUGGUUUCAUUCACUUGAAGACACUGUCUCUAUCAUAUGGUGAUUUCGAAUAUCUUAUUGAUGCUACCAACUCUAUUCCAAAUGGCACCUUCGGUAAAUUGGAGUCUCUCGAUUUGUAUAAUUUACCCAAGUUAAUAGAGAUAUGCAAUGAAAAUCUUCCAAGGGGUGUCAUCAAACCUCAAUUGUUCUGUAACCUUGUGAGGAUUGAGAUGAUUUUUUGUGACACAAUUAGAAGCUUGUUUCGGGGGUCAGUUGCAAACAGCUUGGUAAAUCUCCAAAAGCUAUACAUACGCGAAUGUCCAAUGUUAGAGGAAGUUGUUUCAACGGACGCACGAGAAAAUGAAGUUAACGAAACUUGCAAAAUGCUUGAGUUUCCAAAACUGAAGGAAGUCGACCUGCAAAUGUUGCCUAGAUUUAAGAGCAUCACAUCUCAAUCAAAUAGCGAUGUUGUUCGUCAAACAUUGUUCAACCAGGGCCACAAGCAAGUUGACCAUAGAAGGUGA